GCGUGGCGGCCCCGGCGGCGGCGGCGCUCGCGUUAGGACCCAGCGGAUCCAGGCUGGAGGGCGGGCGCCGGCCCCGUCGGGGGCCCGGAGGGGGGUUUGGAGCGGGCAAAGGGGCGGCUCCGGCGGGCGGACUCGGAGCGGGCCGCGGAGUGACCCGGCCAGCUGUCCCCUGACACCAGCCCAGCCCGCCUCAUUGUGUAACCAUGAGAGCUGCCUACCUCUUCCUGCUGUUCCUGCCUGCAGGCCUGCUGGCUCAGGGCCAGUACGACCUGGAUCCGCUGCCUCCGUUCCCAGACCACGUCCAGUACACCCACUAUAGCGACCAGAUCGACAACCCGGACUACUAUGAUUAUCAAGAGGUGACUCCUCGGCCCCCGGAGGAGCAGUUUCAGUUCCAGUCCCAGCAGCAAGUCCAACAGGAAGUCAUCCCAGCUCCCACCUUAGAACCAGGAACUGUAGAGACGGAGCCCACGGAGCCUGGGCCUCUGGACUGCCGCGAGGAGCAGUACCCGUGUACCCGCCUCUACUCCAUACACAAGCCUUGCAAACAGUGUCUCAACGAGGUCUGCUUCUACAGCCUCCGCCGUGUGUACGUCAUCAACAAGGAAAUCUGUGUCCGCACGGUCUGUGCCCACGAGGAGCUCCUGCGAGCUGACCUGUGUCGUGACAAGUUCUCCAAAUGUGGCGUGAUGGCCAGCAGCGGCCUGUGCCAAUCUGUGGCAGCCUCCUGUGCCAGGAGCUGCGGGGGCUGCUAGGGUGGAACUGGCACCCCGAGCCCUGGACCCUCCUCGGAUCUGGGGCCCUCAGGCUCUGCCUGACAUGGUGCUUUUCUCCCCAGCCAGAUGUUCCUUUUAUCCUGUAAAAAGUUAGUGGCUGCGGCGCCGGGGGUUGCCUCAGGCCCUUCCCCCAGCCUGUGGCCACCCUUGGGGCACAAAGGGGGCUCCCCAGUGUCCAGUCUCCGCCCCCAGGUGGCAGACAUCCCAGGCCUUUCUAUGGGACCUGGGCCCCUGAUGUGCCUUCUCCAUCCCUCUGAGGACAGACCCCCCCCCACUCCAGCCCCACCCCAAGGUAGGCUAUGACCCUCACCCCAGCUGGUCUGCUUGGAUUUCCUACAGCCCCUGGGCAUAGACCACCUUUGUUUUAUACAAAAUUAAA
This is a messenger RNA of Eubalaena glacialis (North Atlantic right whale), 1155 nucleotides long. It is a transcript of the gene MFAP2, whose product is annotated as microfibril associated protein 2. The coding region runs from base 204 to 755 and encodes 183 amino acids. Gene Ontology annotation, cellular component: microfibril. The transcript has 9 exons. The record is from RefSeq and is a predicted model, not a curated record. Gene Ontology annotation, biological process: embryonic eye morphogenesis. NCBI's taxonomy places the organism in Eukaryota, Metazoa, Chordata, Mammalia, Artiodactyla, Balaenidae.